Messenger RNA from Megalops cyprinoides (Indo-Pacific tarpon), 661 nucleotides. RefSeq lists its product as uncharacterized. The transcript is spliced from 5 exons. The record is from RefSeq and is a predicted model, not a curated record. NCBI's taxonomy places the organism in Eukaryota, Metazoa, Chordata, Actinopteri, Elopiformes, Megalopidae. Gene Ontology annotation, cellular component: membrane. Bases 56 to 592 code for a protein of 178 amino acids.
CCUAAGGAGCUUCCACUCCCACUGCCUCCACCGUAGUGAGAGGACUUCAGUCACGAUGGCCUGUGUAAUGAGAGAGCUCAUAGAACAAGAGGAUGAUCGGGACGAGAUGAGAAAACCUUUGAUUAAGCAGUACUGUGCCACCGAUGUGGUCCCUGCCAAGAUGCAGCCCCUGCAUGAUCUGCUGCAGAAACAGCCUGCAGCUAUCGGGGUUGUACAGAUGGUGUCUGGGAUCACAAUUUUCGGGCUUGGAGUGGUCCUGGCAACAACAUCGCCCCUGACUCUGGCCAUCAUAUUCAGAGUACCGAUCCUCACAGGGCUCCUGUUUUUCAUCUCUGGAAUGUUGUCUGCCAUGCUGCAUAAAUUUACCAGACUCUUGCCUAUCUGCGUCGCAGUAAACAUCGGAUGUUUGUGCGUUGCAGGGGUUGGAGUGGUGCUCUUGACCAUCGACUUAGCUUUAGCGACUCCUAAUGCGAGUCCCCACAUUAAGGUAAAGGUGCUCGUCAUGUGUGUAACAGUGCUGGAGAUGUGCAUCACUGCAGUUCUUCUGUUCUGGAUGCGCAGAGAAUUGCGCAGUACAAAUAAAACAGCCUGACUGCAUUGCCCUGGCACAAAGCUGUGACGACUUCAUCCCAGAAGAACAGGAAAUCCUGUUAAAUUUUAA